Molecule: messenger RNA, 1346 nt
Organism: Cyprinus carpio (common carp)
Lineage: Eukaryota; Metazoa; Chordata; Actinopteri; Cypriniformes; Cyprinidae
Source: RefSeq, a predicted model, not a curated record
AGAGGGCGCAGUGUGAGCGGAGCUACGCAUGCGCAGUGUUCUUAGUGUACUUUCACAUUGACUCUGCUCUUCUCGGAACCUGCUGCGUUUUAAUCCGCCGCGAUGAGCUUUUCUUUUCUGGACAUUUCAAUAACGUGAGCGGAGUUAUACACGUGGACAGACUGAGUUCUUCUCUCCGGAGCAGGAUGAGAGCGGCAGAUUAUCGACGCUUUGUUCUGUACACAGAAUGUCUCGAUGCAUUAAUGCGUGUCGUUUAUAAAUUAUAAUGUUGCGAGCGAUUCUUCGACUGUAAGCGCAAGUUACUGUUUAUGAGGAACCAUACAUGCUCAAAGUGUGCAAAAGCAUUUGAAGUCUGUGAAUAAGGUCAGCAUGACCCUGGCGUUGACCCCUGCAGCCGUGUGCCAGUGCUUCACGCUCGUGUCGCUGUGUACGUCUAUCGCGGAUCCCAACUGGAUCCAGGUACAGAACUGCUCCGAUUCGAACAGCAAUCUCAUCUACGGUGUGGCCUUCACUCUACACGCGUAUCAGAAUCUCACAGACACAGGUCCGUUGGGUGGGCUGCACGGAUGGGGGAUGUGGCUGCUGUACUCUCUAGCGGCUCUCUGCUACAGCGCCGUCCUGUUUUCCAGUUCCUCUUUCCUGCUGGAUUUCCUCACAGCAGCUGUCACUCACUCAAAGCUGGUCACGUUACUGCACGUCUCUACAGCGUUCUUCUGCGUGGCGGUUGUGGGUGUGUGUGCGGCCUGCAUGAGUGUGAUUGAACACAACCUGCAGCGAGGGAAGACUGAAAGCCGCCCGGCGCUCUGCAUGUCUGCAGGAGAAAGCUUUUACAUCGAGAUCGUGGGCCUGCUCUUCUCCUUAAUAGCGUGCACUUUGGCCCUCAAGGGUCGUCCUGAACCCAUCAGGCCCUGUGACUACGUGAGCGUGGAAGCAGCGGACAGUGACACGGAGCCUUUGAUUGGUGGAGCUGUGAGGCAGGAGUAAACAGACAGAGUUAUGCUCUUUAUUUUAAUGGCAGAACAACGAGAGCAAUGCUGAACAAGAGCUGCUGUGAGAUCAGGUGAUCUCAGGAGCGUGUACAGAAUUUAAGAAUCGGCUCCUUCCGGUUCAUGAGUGUGAAUUUGAAUUGAAUUGAUCACAGCAUACAGGAUCUCAGAAGUUAUGAACAGUAACAUUAAUAGAACGUUAGUUCAAAGUUAUUUAGUCUUUAAUAACGUUCUCAAAACAUUAGCGCAGAAACAUUAUUCAUACAUCAUUUACUGAAAUGUUUGCCUUGGACAUUCAGCCAACGUUUUUUAAAUGUUGCCGCUUGUUUCAGAACAUUCCGAGAACAUUCAAAAGUAACA